AACUCCCGUUGAGGUUGCCUCCCAGUAUGUUUAGUGCCUUGAAGCUGCAAAGAUCAAAACGAAUUCAAAAUUGCAAUGCGUGACGACACGGAGAUAUUGAUAGAUGGAGAGAGUUAUUGUCCCAUUACACAGCUGGAUCAACCUGAAGUUGUGUCAAUUGAGAAUCAGCAGCCGGAAGAGCUGGAGGAUGUUCAGGAGGAGUCACGAUCGUAUCGAUUUAUGCAUAAUUGGAAUACUGUUGGAAUUUGCCUAAUUUAUAAUCUAUGCAUAGUUGUGUUACUGGUGUUUAUAUAUUUAUACAAGCGAAAGCAUUAAAAAGGAAAGAUGUGACAUACAUUUAACAAUUA
Drosophila subobscura is the source of this 347-nucleotide messenger RNA. RefSeq lists its product as uncharacterized. The record is from RefSeq and is a predicted model, not a curated record. The transcript is spliced from 2 exons. Bases 76 to 315 code for a protein of 79 amino acids. NCBI's taxonomy places the organism in Eukaryota, Metazoa, Arthropoda, Insecta, Diptera, Drosophilidae.